AUGGUGGCCCCUAAUCCCUCUCGAUCGCAGUUGGAUACAUCGCAUUCUUACUUCCUUCAACCUUCAAGUACCACUGGUGGACCCCCUAUUGGUCUGUUGCUUCGCGGUGUGAACAUCUCGUCGACUUCCAAAUACCCUACCCUUCCUCAAUCGUUGGACGAAUAUCAGGAUCUGGCAGGACGCACAAGAGAUGAAAGAGAUAAGAAAAGAAGGAUUUUAGCUGGACAAGAAAGUUAUUUAGGUGAAGAAGAAGUUGGAUUUUACAGUGAAGCUGAACAAGGUGGUAGGGAUGGAUGGUUUGUUGGAAGACCUUUUCCUUUGGAGGAAGCUGAUGUGCAUCUGAAACGAUUAAAAGCUUGGGGGUUCACAACCAUCAGGUAUCUGGUUACAUGGGAAGCGAUCGAGCAUGCUGGACCGGGGAAAUAUGAUGAAGAGUUUAUCGAUUACACCAUCAAGAUUUUACAUAAAUGUCGUGAACAUGGAAUGAGAGUAUUUAUCUCACCUCAUCAAGAUGUAUUUUCACGUUUCACUUGUGGAUCAGGAGCUCCUUAUUGGGUAUUAGUAGCUCUAGGGCUUAACCCAAGAAGGAUUCAUGGAACAGGUUCAGCCAUCGUCCAUCAAUGUUGGUCAAAAGGAGGGUUUGGAGGUGAAGAAGGUAUACAAGGUGUUUUAGAUGAUAAAUUGGAUGAUUGGCCAGAUAUGAUUUGGAAUACGAAUCUACAUCGAUUGGCCGUUAGACAUUGUUUUACCAUGUUUUGGUCUAGUGAAAGAUUCGCUCCGAAAUGCAAAAUCGACGGUAUACCCGCUUCACAAUAUUUACAAGACCAUUUCAUAUCUGCUUAUGGACAUCUUGCUGAACGUAUUAGUGAUGCUGGGGAUAUACUGGAUGAUUGUCUGAUAGGAUGGGAUAGUAUGAAUGAACCUUCUGAAGGUUUCAUCGGCAUGCCAAAUUUGAAUGAAUUUCCUCCUGCUCAAAGCUUCAAGAAAGGACCAAGUCCUACACCUCUUCAGGGCUUCCAACUCGGUUUAGGACAGAAAGUCAAUAACAUUGAGUUCGGCGAUUUCACUUCGACAGGUCAGAAGUCAAAAGGAACAGUGACAAUAACUCCACCUGAAGGAAAAGGAGUCUGGCUGACCCGGGAAGAAGCGAAAGAAGCCGAGAUGAAAUGGGGCUGGAAGUGGAGUGAAGAUUGGGAUUUCUGGGAUGAAAAUGGACAGGGUGGUUGCGUGUGGGCUGCUCACGGAGUAUGGGACCCCCUCAAGGGGACUAUCAAAAGACCUCAGUAUUUCAGUCCACCGGAUUCUGAAGUCGAUUUUAUUCGAGAUUUCUGGCGUGUGCAUUACACACGAUUUCUCGAACGUAUUCGAAGUUCCCAUCCCAAUGCCAUAUCGUUCAUCAAUCCCCCAGUGUUCGAAGAGCCACCGGAUUUGUCUGAAGAUGUCAAAAGAGGUAGAAUCGCUUCGAGUCCUCAUUUCUAUGAUGGGUUGACUUUGCUCAAUAAACGGAGACACGUAUUCAACGCCGAUGCUGUGGGUCUGCAAAGGGGAUUAACGAAUAUAUUGUCAGCGUUGAGAUUCGGCUCAAAGUCAAUCAGAUCGACUCUACGAGGUCAAUUGGGAGAAUUGAAGUCUGACGCCAAUAAGGAGGAAGGGAUGGGAAACGACGUAGAAGGAGGGGAAUAUCCAACUAUAAUAGGGGAGAUUGGUACGCCAUGGGAUAUGAAAGAAACCAGACUGCUGGGUUUGGCAAAAGGCAAGACUGAUAGGAAAGAUUACAAAGAGCCAGCGAAAGCGAUGGAUGAAGUACUCAAUGCAUGUGACGGUCAUAACGCAUUAUCAUACACCUUAUGGGUAUAUGAACCGCUUUCAUCGCACAAUUUAGGAGACGGGUGGAAUGGAGAAGAUUUAUCAUUGAUUUCAUACGAUGAAAUACCAACAACUUCCAAUAGUCCAGAAAUAGACGAUGACUUGUUGAUCCUGAAACCACCAGAUCUAAAAUCGUUAAUAACGCUGGGAAGUAGAGGAAUUCAGAGUUGGUGUAGACCGUAUCCACUAGAAAGUGUUUCGAGAAUUGACAAGUUCAGUUUCGAGAUGAAAUCAUCAGAGUUUCAUUUAACGAUUUUGAUCCAGGGUGUACAGAACCACAAACUUUGGAAAAAAGAUUCUGAUUCCAAUGAGAAUACCUUGGUAAACGGGAAUGGUGUAGAAUCAGAGCCGACUUCAAGUAUUGAUCAGAAUGAAAAUGACGAUGUUCAAGGUUAUACAAAAGUAUAUCUUCCUUAUAUACAUUAUUUGAAAUCGAAUCUUGAUUUAGAUUCACACUCAAGUACGACUACUUCUUCCUCGACGAUAUCGUCAACGUCAAAGUCAACUCCGAUAUCGACAUUAGUAUCAAGUAAAGGAGACCAGAAUCCUAGAUUGAUAGGGGAACCUUCGGAAGAUGAAGAAGAAUGGAUCAAAGGUACCGAACCUGCAAGGAUCGAUAUAGAGUUGAUCGAAUUAAGUGAAGGUUCACUUGAAAUUAAAGGUCAAUGGGGUUAUUGGAAAUACAAAUUAGGUGAAAAAGGUGAACGAAUCGCCAGUUUGAAAAUCAGACCCUGGAAGGGGUAG
This is a messenger RNA of Kwoniella shivajii, 2610 nucleotides long. RefSeq lists its product as uncharacterized. The transcript is spliced from 13 exons. Gene Ontology annotation, molecular function: steryl-beta-glucosidase activity. The coding region runs from base 1 to 2610 and encodes 869 amino acids. Gene Ontology annotation, biological process: carbohydrate metabolic process; ergosteryl 3-beta-D-glucoside catabolic process. NCBI's taxonomy places the organism in Eukaryota, Fungi, Basidiomycota, Tremellomycetes, Tremellales, Cryptococcaceae. The record is from RefSeq and is a predicted model, not a curated record.